GUCCUGUCUGUUCCUCUUAAUUACUACCUGGUACAGCAGGGGAAAACAUGGAGUGCUGCUCAAAAUUACUGCAAAGCCACACAUUUUGACCUGGCUAUCGUAGAAACGAUUGAAAACAUGGUCCAGCUUCAGAAUGAAGCACAGAAACAACAGUUUAGUUCAAGUGCAUGGAUUGGACUGUACAAUGACAUCAACAGCUGGCGCUGGUCUUUUGCAAAUGAACCACUGGGAACUCUGAGACCGUGGCAGUCAGGACAGCCGAACAACUUGCUUGGAAAUCAGGAGUGUGUUGCAACAUAUACAGAUGGUUGGAAUGAUAUGAACUGUUCAAACAUAUACUACUUCAUGUGCUUUGAUGACAUUAAAAUUGGUAAUCAGAGGUACAUUUUUAACUCUACUCGUACAACGUGGCUUCAAGCUCAGCAUUAUUGCAGACAGUAUCAUACGGAUUUGGUUAGCAUAAAGGAUGCAACAGAACUUUCAGUAAUUCUGGGUAUGGUCUCUGACUGGACAUGGAUUGGUCUGUUCAGAGACUCCUGGAAGUGGACAGACCAAACCAACUUCUCUACUAUCUUCUGGAUGUCUGGGAAACCUGAUAAUGCCCUGAGUAAUGAAAAUUGUGGUUAUUUAAAUAACACUAAGGCUGGUGAUGCACGAUGCUCAGACAUAAUGCCUUUCUUCUGUUAUUCAGUAAUCACAGGAAAAUGGGAAAUCAUUAAGGUGACGGUCCAGUCCUUUUACAAUGUAAAUGAUCCUGAAGUAAAGGUGGCCAUUUUGGAACAAAUCAAGCAGAAACUUAAGGAUCAUGGGUUGGCAGAGAACAUCACAGUAAAAUGGAGAGAGCAACCAAAUGGAGUGGUGUUUCACAAGAAGAAAGGAAAUUAUUUUACAUAGUAAAAGUAGAACUGCAAGUUUUUACCUGAAUCUCAAAUCAUGCAAAUGUUUAUUUUGGAAGCUUGGUUGAGUUCAUUAAUAAAAGGAUGAUAAAGAGAACAACCUUAUUCAAGAUGUUUAGCAUAAAUAUAAGGCCAAAUAUUUAUCAACUGAUUUUAUUUAUUAAUAAAUCAACUAUAAUGUAGUAUAAUUAUUAAAUAAACACUCUUUUUGCUUUACUUUCAAACGUUAACUAGUGAUUAUAUUCCUGAUGAAGUAGAAUUUAUAGAAAUAGAAAUUAGAAUAUGUGAAUAAUUUGCAGGAUUUUGUGUUUAUCUUUUUCUUCACUAGACUUUAAAGCUCUAAUGAUGACGGUAAAGCUGAUGAUUGUAGAACAAUUCUACAGUAAAAAGCUCUAUAAAAUUCAUUUUUAUUCACAGAUGUAUUUCUGUGUU
This is a messenger RNA of Silurus meridionalis, 1328 nucleotides long. RefSeq names its product C-type mannose receptor 2-like. Bases 118 to 894 code for a protein of 258 amino acids. The record is from RefSeq and is a predicted model, not a curated record. The transcript has 4 exons. NCBI's taxonomy places the organism in Eukaryota, Metazoa, Chordata, Actinopteri, Siluriformes, Siluridae.